CCCCCCUACCUAAACAUUACAUUAGUGAAACUUUUCUUUUUCCAACGCGCGGCGUUUUAAUCAAAUUAUGCAACCUACUUAACGGACAGUCACAGGGGGUCUUCGAAAACAAUGUUCCUUUAAAUCAUGACAGUACUCACUACAUUAAGACUCAAAAGAAGCAAUUUUAUCUAAGGGUACACGAUACGAACACCUGUAAUGCUGAUCCUCUCUCCCAUUGGUCAGAAGUCCUAGCUCAUUUGCAUAUCAACAAAAUGGCUACCUGAUCCUUCUCUCACCAUGCACCCACUGAAGUGUAGUAAGCUGUCGAUUUGUUUAGAGUAUCAAUAUAAAAGCUGUCUUUGUUUCCCGCGGCUAAGGCCUAGGCGUGGUGGGCUGUAUUUGUUGACACGAAAACACCAACUCUUGAACAUGAAGCUGGUUGCCUUCGUUGCCAAUGUACAGCCUCCAACGAUAUAACAUGCUCGCAUGAGAUGCAGUAGAAAAUCUCAAAAGAGCCGUUAGACUUUAAAUUUCAGGAUGGUGAAAUACAUAGAUGCGCCGUUUGGCAGGUACCUGUAUGUCACACCUCCGCCUGCGUACAGCACCCAUUUAGGGUCCACCAAGAAGGAUGUCACUCGCCCCAACAAGUACGUCCACUCGGCCACAGUCAGGCGGUACGGCGGGCCCAAACCCAAGCAGCAGCGGCGGCCCGCUACCGAGGGCGGCAACAAGGACAGGCGGACGGACUGGUCCCGCGUGGACAGCCUCAUAGAGGCGGUGUACAAACCGCCCAAGAUGCCGGCGUCGUACGAGGUUCGCCAGCUAGCACAUGCGGGACAAUACAGGCAAGAACAACAUGAGUUGCCGUCGUUUCGUGCCACGUACUUCAACUCCGCACCAACACAUAACAGCCCUGGCGACUUCAAACAGACCAUAGAGAACUUUAAGAGGGCCCAGGAACAGGGAUGGCGGCCGGGAACAAGUAUACAGAAGGCCGCGGCACGAGUAGCUGGAAAGCCGACGGCGAAAAGUGCGGAGGCGGAGGAUGUGCGGUUGGGUUUCGGGCCGACCAAUGGUUUCGCCCGAGGGUGGGCCGAGGCUCGGACUGAGGCCGUUAUCAAGGCUGCUCAACGUGCUGCUUCCAGGUCUUCGAAUUCCCGAGGUGGAAGAGAGAACUCUCGUGCGACGUCUCGCGCGAAGUCACGUGCCCACACCCUUCCGGUCAUCGUGGAAGAACAGUCGGACAGGAAACGUCAAGAAGAGGAGAUACAGAUGGGCAAGAGCACCCCGUACAGACCCACCCAGCUGGAGCUGACGGACAUGGAGAAGUGGAAACAGGAUCGAGCUACCGACGCUUACAUCAACGAGAUGGAGAAGUUCCGCAAACAGCGCCACCGCCGGUUCUUCAAGGAUCUGGAGGAGGUGGAGCACGAGCAGAUAGACACCUACCACAGACAGCUCAGGGAAAGUAAGAAGAAGUACUUUGAAACAGUAGACCAGCAACGCGCCCAGCUGAAGGACCUGCGGGACCGAUACCUUAGAGAACAGAUCGACCGCUUCAAACGGUUCCACCUGCGGAACGAAGACGUCCAACAGUACCUGGAGACCAGGUCCAUCCCCAGGGACGACUACGGGCUGCCCGAGGUCCUGGAGGGAGAGCUACCUCGGGUCUUCUCUCCCAAAGCUCCUCUUCCUCCCAAACCGCCGUCAGUCAAAUCAGUCAUGCGAGCGAAGAACCUGAGUAAUUUCGCCAGUAUAUGGAACCAGAGAGCCGCUCAGCCUAACUGGGCGCCUCAGACUGUCGACGACGAGAAGCUGCUGCCGGAUAUCAAGAAAUUCUUACCAACAAGAGAAGAAACGCCAAAGAACACAUCGAAGGCUGAGAGGGUGUACGCACAGAAGCCACCGUCGAGACAAGCGCAGGCGCAGAAGCCGCAGUCUCGCGCCUCACAAAAAGCAGCAUCUACCGACAAGGGGAUGGCCAAAGCAGCGGCCACGGGGCCACAGAAGGUCAAGUCGCCAAAGAAAGGCAUACGACUGGCCACGAGAGGGUCUCGUAAAUUAGGAACACGGGGGACGAAGCGGUCCCUAAAAGUAGGCUCGAGGCAGGCUUCGAGAGGACAUCACGAGACGAAGCCGCAGCAUGAUUCUAGAAUGCCACUCAUUGUGCAGAAAGUUGAGAACAGAGUGUCGCCAAACUCACCUGAAAGAUAGUCUAUACAUGGUGCUACAGCUCGCAGUUUCUUGUCUUUAAAAAGACCAAAUCUGGCUUAUGCUGCUCUUAUGUAUCUUUUAAAUGUAACCCUAAAUGCUGCUGCAAAGUUGUCACUUUUCCAGAUGUCGGGAUCGUUUCUUAACAAUUCUGGUCAAAAUGUGCAAAUGUAUAAGUGUGAACGUUCAUGCCAAACGUGUUAUUUGUAGUUUUGAUGAUAUUAUAUAUCAGAUUCCAGCUACACAUCUUAUAUAUUACGAACCACUUAUUAGUAAGCCUGAAAAUCUGCAUUAUCAUAUACAAGAUGCUGCUAUGUAUAAAGGAAAAUAAUUAUAAGUUCAUGGAAAAUGUUGAAGUUUCCACAUUGUUGUCAUCAGAUCUAUAUAUAUCAAGACAGUAUCUUGAAAUUAUAUUUAAGUUUGUUUCCAGUGUAGACGAAGCAAAUGUUGCUGAACAAUGUGUAUUUUGAAGAAGUUUUGAAAUUUCAGUAUUUUUUACUAUUCGGAGUUUUCAAACGGCUGCUGUAGAUGUGACAUAGUUGGAACGUGCUGACAAAUAGGACUGGGCAUAUUGUCUAUCAGUCAAUAAACAUUUGAUGAUUACA
Branchiostoma floridae (Florida lancelet) is the source of this 2798-nucleotide messenger RNA. RefSeq lists its product as uncharacterized. NCBI's taxonomy places the organism in Eukaryota, Metazoa, Chordata, Leptocardii, Amphioxiformes, Branchiostomatidae. Bases 520 to 2196 code for a protein of 558 amino acids. The record is from RefSeq and is a predicted model, not a curated record. The transcript is spliced from 7 exons.